AUGGAGCAGCCCAAGGCGUCGCCUCCGACGGAGAACGAUGCUCUCCCAUCCAGCCCGCCCCAGAAACGCAAGCUCAAGCGUCCGCGUACGGCAAGGGCGUGUAUGUUCUGCAGGAGGCGCAAAGUGCGAUGUACAGGCACCCAGCCCUGCGAUUACUGCUUUGGCGAGGAGGUUCGUUGCGAGUACGACGAUGGGAUGACGAGGCCACCUCCUGGGCCGUUCGGUCGUCCCCCGAGCUCUGCUCCAGUCUAUCACAAGGCCCCAAUAACUUGGACCUCGCCCGGCGGCCUGACAGGCGAACGUGCUACUGCCACGACUCCAACUGAGCAGCCGUCGAAGCGACGAGCUGUCACCUCCCGCGAGCACACGCCGCAUAACUCUCGAGGGCCGUCCCUCGAACCAACCUUUGCGGAAGGCCACCACAUUAGCGCAACGGCGGGCGUGUCCUUCCUCUACCAUUCAUGGAAUCGAGGCGAUGCCGUCGAGGGAGAGGCGGCGUUGCCCCCGGCCCCGUUGACCUGCCACGGCGACAUCCCCCCGGUCCAGAUUCGACAGGACCAGCCACUACCCAAGCGCGAAGAGGCCGAUGUGCUUCUGGAACGCUAUUUCCGGUUCGCGACGCCGACGUAUCGCUUCCUCCACCGGCCAACGCUCGAGAAGUGGACGUCUCAGCUGUUGACGGGGGCCCGUAUGUUGACGGCCGAAGCCGCGUGUACUCUUUUGGUGUUCUCUCAAUCACUGCUGUACACGGGGGACGGCGGUAAAUAUAUCGACGGUGGCGAUCAGGACCUCAACCGGAGCCAGUUUUACUUCGAAAAGGCCAAGUCUCUUCUCAACCAAGAGCCUGGACCAGCGUCCGUGGCCAGUGUCCAGGCCCGGCUCGCCAUGUGUCUGUACCUCCUCAGCACGUUCCGGAUCAACGAGUGCCGGUUCUGCUUCAGUAUGGCCUGCACGCUGUUGACGUCCAUCGGCUUGCACCGGAAACUGUCGUCCGCGCACAAGCUCGACCUGGUGACGCUGGAGUCGCGCAAACGCACGUUCUGGGGCGCGUAUGUCCUGGAUGAUUAUCUGAGUGUUAUGCUGGGGCGGCCACGCAUGCUCCGUGACGAAGACAUCGACCAGCCCUAUCCUCGCAACAUUGACGAUCAAGACUUGCUCUCGUCCGAAUCGCCCGAGGACCUGCCCUUGCACGGCAACCUGGAGGCGUUCAUUGCCCACGCGGACCUCGCCAAGUUGAUGGGACGUAAUAGCGACCUCCUCUAUCCGAUCCACCCGCUGUCGGAAGAUCAACUCUUCGACCGCACCAACUGGAUGCUCGCGGCCACGCUGGAGUGGAAGGAGAGUCUUCCUGAUUUCCUGAAGCCCCGCGACAAGACGCUGGCGGGACAACGAACGUUCGAGCGCCAAAACACCGUCCUGAAGCUCGCGUAUGCCCAUCUCCGGAUCCUGGCCACCCGGCGAUGCCUGCUCGCGGACUUUAGCCGCCUCGGUCGGCGGGCGUCCUCGGUCUUGGACGAGAGGGCCCUGAACCCGAUCCGGGAAUGCGCCAGUGCCAUCAGCGCCAUCCUCAACACCAUCUGCGACUUGAUCCAGCGCGCGGCACUGUACCAGUCCUUCUGGUUCACGCAGUACAUCGCCCUCGUCGCCGUCUCCACGCUCUACGUCUUUGUCAUCCAGAGCAACCGCGCCAACAUCCCGCCGGGCGUGUUCCCCGACAUGAACGCCUUCUUCGACAAGGCCAAGCUGUGCCAGGAUCGGCUGGCCGCGAUGGCGCCCGAGGGCAGCCAGGCACGGCGGCACUGUCAGCUGCUGAGCCGGCUUCGACACCGCGCGGAAACCGACGCUGUACGCGCGAAGAGGAACAAUGAAUUCAGGAUGUCCGCCUUGGAGCGCGGGACGCCCGUGUCGACAGUCGCGCCUCACGAGGUGGCAUCGACGGCCCACCAGGCUGCAGAGCACGCAGAUUCGAAGAGCACGAGUCCCCGCCCAGCUCAGUCUCACCCCACGGCGGCGGUGUCCUCAGACCAGCAUGAAUAUUCCACCAAUGCCCGACCUGCCGGCGAUGUGGCUCUCGGUGCGGAUGCCGCGCUCGCGGGCCAGUUCACACCGUCCGAGGACGACUACAUGUUCCAGAACCUGCUGGGCUGGGGGUGGGAGAGCCUGGACACGGUUGGGUUUCCGGGCGAGGGGGAUCUGUUCACAUCCACAUCUUGA
Fonsecaea erecta is the source of this 2214-nucleotide messenger RNA. RefSeq lists its product as hypothetical. NCBI's taxonomy places the organism in Eukaryota, Fungi, Ascomycota, Eurotiomycetes, Chaetothyriales, Herpotrichiellaceae. The transcript has 3 exons. The coding region runs from base 1 to 2214 and encodes 737 amino acids. The record is from RefSeq and is a predicted model, not a curated record. Gene Ontology annotation, cellular component: nucleus. Gene Ontology annotation, biological process: DNA-templated transcription; positive regulation of transcription by RNA polymerase II. Gene Ontology annotation, molecular function: sequence-specific DNA binding; zinc ion binding; DNA-binding transcription factor activity, RNA polymerase II-specific.